This is a messenger RNA of Otolemur garnettii (small-eared galago), 1581 nucleotides long. RefSeq names its product CD3e molecule associated protein (gene POLR1G). The record is from RefSeq and is a predicted model, not a curated record. Gene Ontology annotation, biological process: transcription by RNA polymerase I. NCBI's taxonomy places the organism in Eukaryota, Metazoa, Chordata, Mammalia, Primates, Galagidae. The coding region runs from base 44 to 1564 and encodes 506 amino acids. The transcript has 3 exons.
AGUAGCUGUGGCUGCUGGGUCUGCGUACGGCGUGGAUCCUAGGAUGGAGGGGCCCCAGUCCAACGGUGAGCUGGCGGAUCUACGAGGUGCUGCUCGGUUCUCUUGUCCCCCCAAUUUUGCCGCGACGCAGCCAGCCUCAGAAUCCCCUCGUUUCUCCUUGGAGGCACUGACGGGCCCAGAUAUGGAACUGUGGCUUAUCCAGGCUCCUGCAGACUUUACCCCAGACUGCCUCAAUGGGCGGCGGGUGCCUCUCUCUGGCUCCCAGACUGUGAAAGGCAAGUUGGCAGGCAAGCGGCACCGUUAUCGAGUCCUCAGCAGCACCCCAGCUGGAGAAACAACCCUGCUGGCCCCCUCAGCGGAGGUGGGAGGUGGGCUCAUUUGCGCCCCAGCCCCCCAGGGCUGCCUAAGAAUCAUUGAGGGUCUACAAGAAUCCCUGUUAGGGAUCCCUCUGCAGCCCAUUCCAGCAAGUCCCCCACCACAGAUCCCCCCUGGGCUGAAGCCUCGAUUCUGUGCCUUUGGAGGCAACCCACCAGUCAUGGGGCCUGGGUCAGCCUUGGCACACAACUCACCCACUUCAGGAAAGAGAAAAAAGAAAAUGCAGAUUCGAGAGGCUUCAGUACCCCAGGAGGCAGUGAAUGGGUAUGGAGCCCUGGAGAUGGACAGAGUGUUAGGGUCCCCAGAAAUGGAUGUGGAGAGAAAGAAAAAGAAGAAGAAAAAGCAGCAGCUGAAUGAACCAGAGGUGACAGAGCCUAUGGCUGAGAUGCUCGAGCCUCUGGGAGUGCUGCUCCCAUCCACCACCAAGAAGCAACAGCCCAAAGCGGCAGAAACAUUUGAGCUAGAAGAAAAGACAGUGGAGCUCAAAGUCAUUAAAACUGAACCUUUGGAAGAAAUAGUCCUGUCCCCCACCAAGAAGAGAAAGAGGCCAAAGGAAACAAAAGGGAUGCAGCCAGUGGAAGGGAUGACAGUUGAAUCUCAGGUGAAGGUGGAGCCACAGGAGGAAGCCAUCUCACUGUCUCCUGUGAAGAAAAGGAAAAAAGAAAAGUGGCAAAAUGCAACGACAGAGCCAGGGACUAAGUCUGUGGAGCCAGAGAUGAACCCUCAAGAGCUCCCUGGAGAGAUGAUAGAACCCGAACUGCCCAAGGAAACUGAGCCUCAGGUGGAGGCAGCUCUGGUUUCCAUCAAAAAGAAGAAAGAAAAGCGGCAAAAUGUGAUGACAGAUCCAGGGACUGAGCUGGUAGAACCUGAGAUGGCAGGUGACCUUGUGCCUCAGUCAGAUCUAGCAUCCACCAAAAAGAAGAAGAAAGAGAGAGGUCACAAAAUGACAGAGUUGAGGACUGAGACAAUUGACCCACCAAGGGAGAUGAUGGAGCCUGAGGUGGCAGGUGAGAGUGAGCCUGAGGCCAAGGCAGCUCCAGGAUUCACCAAGAAGAGGAAGAAGUGGAGUCAGGAAGGAGAGAAGCCAGAGACAACAUCCCCAGAGGAGAGGCCAGAGGUGCUACUAAACCUAGAAUCUGGGGAGGUGGCUCCCAGAGGAGGACAGAAGAAAAGGAAGAAGAAGCAAUAACAGGAUGCUAUGUAGUG